Molecule: messenger RNA, 2573 nt
Organism: Zophobas morio
Lineage: Eukaryota; Metazoa; Arthropoda; Insecta; Coleoptera; Tenebrionidae
Product: trichohyalin
Exons: 4
Coding region: 405-2573 (722 amino acids)
Biological process (GO): cilium assembly
Cellular component (GO): cilium; microtubule
Molecular function (GO): microtubule binding
Source: RefSeq, a predicted model, not a curated record
AAGUAGACCACGCAAGAUUCGUAGUAAAAUUUCUUUCAACAAAAUCGGUUAUUCACCCUCAAGAUGUUUGAAUAGCUGUUGCUAUAGCGAUGCGAUUGAUCAAAUACGAGAUAAGUUUUCCCGCAUACAUUUACUGUGGUUUUGGUUUCAUUACACUUUCACUCAGUUGCUUCUAGUCUUUGAAAUAUAGUGGCUGUGAUUUAAAUGCUUUCGUAUUGAUUUUUGAACUUGCAGAGGUAAGUGUUUCAACUGUUGCAAUAAACCCACAAUAAGUACAUACACCGACAACAGUAUUGAUUGUCACUUCCAAGUCUACACUUUUUGGAACGACGGAAAUUUCUUUUCCAGUUUUCAGUAAUAUACACGAUAUUGCUGGUAAAACUUGUCGCUAGUUGUACAAUGAAAUGUCCACGUACGUAGACAAGCCUUUGUCGUUGAUAGAGAGAAAAAAACUGCAGUGGGCACGAGAAAAAGAACUAGCGGGUUUGUGCGCACCCUGGGGCAACAAAGAUUCUCAAACGUGCGACAGGUCAUUCCAAAGAAACAGACAUGUUCCUAAGCUUGCGAUGGCCAACAACGAGUUCUUCCGUAAAGACUUCACCAUCACGCGUCGCUCGAGUCUACCUCCUUUAUCGAAGACCCAGUACAACUCCGCCGAAAGGGAGCUGGGAGGCGAAACCUCAGGUUAUGGUAGCGACAAUCCUAACCAAAACCCAGAACUCCAACCUUCCAACAACUGGAACCAAUCAGGGUACGAGUCAUCUUCCAGUUUCAAAGACGAUAGACCGAAAUGGAAGGACAAGAACAAGUUCUGGGACGUCAACGAGAACGAUCCGCCCAAUUGGGUUAAAAGAGGUCUACAAACCGACGAGGAAAUCGUAGUAACGAAUACGUCCCCCGCGGAGUCUCCGCAACAAGACGAAGAAGCGGAACGGCCGUACACGAGCGGUGGCGGUUUCAAUCGAACUUUCAUUCGAGGCCAAAACAUUCCAGUCGACUCCACGGAACUCGCCGAACGCGAACGUCGUCGACAAAUCGCUCUUGCUCACCAGGAAGCCAUCAGGCAGCAGCUGGAGGAGCGGGAGCGGUGGCGCCAGGAGGAGAAGCAGAAGCGGAUUAAAGAGGAGCAAGAGGAGGAGCUACGCAUCGAACGCGAACAAGAAAUAGAAAGAAGAAGAAAAGAAAAUGAGUUGCGGCUUAUUCGUGAAAAGCAAGAGCGCGAACGCAAGAGGAAGGAAGCUCUGCAGGAAGCGCUGGAAAUAGCGGAGAAGGAAGCCAAGCUCGAGAAGAUCAAGCAGAAGAUGAAGAAGCAGAAUAACGUUGUGGAGGAGCCUGAGAUUGUCACUCAUAAUGUUAUACACAACGACUUGGAGGCAGGAACUCGGGAAAAAGACAAAGUAAGCGAAGAAAGUGAAACGAAGAAGAGCAACAUCGAGCAGCAGAAUAACAACAGUGUAGUGAUUUCACCGAGGCAAGAAGUAUUAAAUAAUGAAAUUAACCACAGCAGUAACAAUAGCAAUAACUUGGAAGUUACCGGCAGACGUUUACCUACCCCUAGAAACAACGAAAGGUCGCUGACUCCUAGACACAACGAACGACCAGAAACUCCUAGAAACACAAAAUCGUCUUGUUCUUUCCAAGUUUUGGCGACUCCACGAGCAGAGAUGGCGUUAGUACUGCAAACGCCUUUGGAAGUGCUGCAGAAUAUGCAGUACGCGGUGCUAAUGCCCAGUUUAGGUGGUAACAACGCUAUACCAAUUGCCAUUCCACUAGCCGUUUCACCCGAAAAAACCAACGAAAGUUACACCUCAAGAACGGAGAAUCGCAUUCUAACGCCAACACAGUACCGAAGCAAAAAUAAAACACUUUGUGAUAGUAGUACACAAACAGAACACGACCACAACAGCAAAUCAGAAGGGAUUGACACUUGCAGCAACAACCACAAGUACAUAAGAGAAAAACUCACAAAUCUGGAGCUGAACUACGACAAUCGAACAAGAAAAGAAAGACGAAGCAGAAGCGAUGAUCGCAGCAUGGAGGAAAAACCAAAAUGGGGGGCCAACAGACCACCAACAAGAUAUAUGAAACAAAGCGAAAAAGAUCCGUUUUACCAAAGACGAAAACUUCGCCAAAAAGCACGAGAGUACAAGAAUUCGAGCGACGAGAGCCAAACCGGAAGCCCGAGAUCAUACAGGAAGAAGAAUUAUGUCGAAAAACGACAAACUCGAGCUCUUUGGCGAAAAAACGACCACUUUUUCUCUAGAAACAUUCGUAUGUACCAAACAGAGAUAGUUCCAUUAGAGUCCGACAAAGAACAAAUCUACUACCCACACAAAUGCGAGUGUUGCUGUAGAUGUCGCUGCGGUGAAACUAAAACCGAGAUUCUCAAAAUCGAGCACACCUCUCCACGCGACCGAUUGCCCGACUGCAAUGAAAACCUUGAAAAUACCACUUACAUCAUAGACAAACUGACAUCCCUGCACAACGGGCUAGUCAUGAAGCAGGAGCAGUGGGAACAUUCGCCCAGAACCCCCAGUCUUUCUUCCUCUACGCGAAACACCGAAAAUAAUUAA